Myodes glareolus (Bank vole) is the source of this 1683-nucleotide messenger RNA. The record is from RefSeq and is a predicted model, not a curated record. NCBI's taxonomy places the organism in Eukaryota, Metazoa, Chordata, Mammalia, Rodentia, Cricetidae.
UCUGCUCUUCUCCCCUUCUCUCUUCCUGCUCCAUAACCCCCUGAAUAAAUACUCAACCUCACUCUGCAUGUCGUGCCUAUCCGUGUCUCUGUCUUUUGUCCACCCACAUGGGACCAGUCACCACUCCGGGGCCAUCUCUACCUGGGACUGGCUACUCUCAGGGCCAGCUGCCUGCCGCCAUAUGGCCUGCUCUCACCGCUCAGGGACUGGCAGCCGUCUCUGCCCAGGACUGGCUGCUCUCAGGGACCGCUGCCUGCUGCCACAUGACCCGCUAUCACCGCUUGGGAACCUACAGUAUUUCUGCUGCCUACUGCCGCCAGGGAUCCUGCAGCACUUUUUAUUUUUCCAUUACACCCAGCUCUGCAGUCAGCACCCCGCCAUCAAUGCCCCACCAGCCACUCAGACCACUGGCCUGGAGGGAUUUCUGGAUCUAUAGCCAUGGCCAUGAUAGAUAUCACUAUGUCUGGGCAACUGUCGCGAACCCUGCCCGCCACUGUGCUGGGUGCCUUGGAGAUAGGAAGCAGCUUGGAUGUGACUUCCAGCGCCGCGGUGGUGCGCGCCUUCCUGCAGCGCGGCCACACCGAGAUAGACACCGCUUUCGUGUACGCGGAUGGCCAGUCCGAGAGCAUCCUGGGGGGCCUGGGGCUUGGGCUGGACCGCAGCGGCUGCAAAGUAAAAAUUGCCACAAAGUCUGUUCCAUACCUUGGGACACCAAAGACACUAGACAACAUCCGGUUCCAGCUGGAGACGUCGCUGAAGCGGCUGCAGUGUCCCUGGGUGGACCUCUUCUACUUACACAUGCCAGACCACAACACCCCCAUAGAGGAGACGCUGCAGGUCUGCCACCAGCUGCAUCAGGAGGGCAAGUUUGUGGAGCUUGGCCUGUCUAACUAUGCCUCCUGGGAAGUGGCUAAGAUCUGUACCCUCUGCAAGAAAAAUGGCUGGAUCAUGCCAACUGUGUACCAGGGAAUGUACAAUGCUACUACCCGGCAGGUGGAGAAGGAGCUCCUCCCCUGCCUCAGACACUUUGGCUUGAGAUUCUAUGCCUACUGCCCUUUGGCUGGGGGCCUGUUGUCUGGCAAGUACAAAUAUGAAGUAGAGGAUGAGAAGCAGCCCUUGAGCCGCCUGUUUGGGAAGAAAUGGGAUGAUUUAUACAGGGACUGGUUCUGGAAGAAGAAACACAUCGAAGGUGUUGACCUUGUGAAGAGGUCCCUGCAGACCACCUACGGCAGCAGCGCCCCCAGCAUGACCUCGGCUGCCCUGCGCUGGUUGUACCACCACUCAGAGCUCCAGGGCCCCCGAGGGGAUGCAGUCAUCUUGGGCAUAUCCAGCCUGGAGCAGCUGGAACAGAACUUGGCGGCCACUGAGGAAGGGCCCCUGGAGCCGGCUGUCGUGGAUGCCUUUAACCAAGCCUGGAACCUGGUCGCCCACGAAUGUCCCAACUACUUCAGAUAGAUGUCCUGACUCAAGCUGCCAAGGGCUUUCCCGCCACCUCUUGGCCAUUCCCUGCCUGAUGCUGACUCACUGUGGCCCUUCUGCUGGUCUCCACCCACACAGUCUUCUAGAUGGCAGCCCUGCUCCCUGUCACCUCUCAGUGAGGAAAGUCGGGGCUGAGUCCGACAGCACCACUUCCUGUCUGAAUAAAGUGGGCAUCUGCCUGGCUGCAGCCAGCACUGAACCUCA